Mycena indigotica is the source of this 1671-nucleotide messenger RNA. RefSeq names its product F-box domain-containing protein. The transcript has 3 exons. The coding region runs from base 61 to 1671 and encodes 536 amino acids. The record is from RefSeq and is a predicted model, not a curated record. NCBI's taxonomy places the organism in Eukaryota, Fungi, Basidiomycota, Agaricomycetes, Agaricales, Mycenaceae.
UUGAAAGCAUACCGUGGCUACUCCUGCGACGGAUACCUAAGUAUUCUUCCGGGCACAAACAUGGCUUCCGAUGGCAACGAAGAUCUAUAUGCGCCAAAUCCUUCUCUGCUUCGUCAACUCCUUCCACCUCCCGACGCCCCUUCCUCUCAGCACCGAACGGCAUUAGCCAGGAUUGACAAAGAGCUCGUCGCAUUCACGCAUUACACCGACAACUACCGUUUACAGCUGGACACUGCCCGAACAGCCAUUCUGGAAUCACUCUCCCGCACAAGCUUCCCAUUCAACACCCUCCCCGUCGAAAUUAUCACCUACAUAUUUAUCGAAUGCUUGCCCAAGAAUGGCUACGUGCGUCCGUCGACGAGAUCAGCUCCGCUGCUAUUCACCCGGGUUUGUCGUGGCUGGAGGCACAUUGCGCUCACGACCACGGAGCUUUGGCUCGGUCUGGAAUGGGAGCUGAUGAAAACCGGCAGCGGCAAACGUGAAGCACAGCGGGCGGCGCAACAGGAAGACGGGUUGAAGGAAUGGAUUGCGAGAGCAAAAUGGCAUCCGAUGUCUCUGCGCCUUCCGAUUCCGCGUCAAACCUCAAGCGGUCGGCCAGUGAUGCCCAAGGCAAUCGAAAAAUUAUUCCCUCGUCUCGUACAUCUUCGGGUCGACAUUCCCUCCGCUAUGUUCAAUACUUUCGUCAGGAAGCCGACCAACGGAGAAUUGGCCACCGUCAACACCAUCACUGCCAAUCUCAACCGCAAGGCAUUGCGAGACGUGCUGGCUGGCUGUCCGCAAUUGCGCGAGCUCCACCUCCUCCCCGACUCGGCAGAAAUAUCGAUUGCGGCCCCAGCUCUGCACAAGCUGCGGAUCGACUCCGAAAUAUCGGUCGUGCAACUACUCAAGACUCUUCGAGACUGCCCGCAGCUCUUCCAUAUGCAUUGUUAUCUCCAAGACGACGGAGAAGAACUGGGCGAGCCAGAUGUGGAUCUGCUCCAGCCUCUGUCUCUUCCUCAGCUCCAUUCGCUCAGUAUUACCAUGGAUUGUCAUGUUGUUGCCGAAGAGUUCCUAUUCCGCAAUCUGGAAACACUCCCAAAUCUGACAAGCGUCCGGAUCGAACAGGCCGAAAAACUCGGUCGCGUGUACGACUUGCUCGACCGUUCCGCCUGUACGGGACUCCGCUACCUAUACUGCGACUUGACGAUGGAUGACGAUUGGCACAGAGGGCGCGACCCGCCGAUCAUGGGCCGCUGGCCGAGCCUCGAAGUAUUCGAAGCCGACUUGACGCUUGAAAUGAUGCCCGACUUCUUUGCCAGACUUGCUGCCGCCCCUGGAACCAUGCUCCCCCGUCUCCGCAAACUCAAAAUCUACAUCCGCGUGCCGCUGAGCUCUCUGUAUACCACGACCAGCACCCUGAAUCUCGGUCCGAUGCUCGAUUUUCUCGCGGCCCGGUGCACGCCCGGGGGCCUGGAGGCCCUGUGGAUCUUCCUCAGCGAUGUCGACCCCGCCGGCCUGUCUUCGUGGCAUCCCCACGAGGUGUUUGUCAAGCGCAUCCUCCCGCUCAUCGAGAACGGUCUCGACUUCGCGUUCCUCGUCAGCGAUUACCUGCAGAAUGUCGAUGUCUGGCCAGCUGAAAGAUCAUAUCUCAAAGACGACUUUGACAAGGAUUCUACUUGGAUGAUCGACUAA